Pecten maximus is the source of this 852-nucleotide messenger RNA. Its product is annotated as glycine-rich cell wall structural protein-like. The record is from RefSeq and is a predicted model, not a curated record. The transcript is spliced from 4 exons. Lineage: Eukaryota; Metazoa; Mollusca; Bivalvia; Pectinida; Pectinidae. Bases 52 to 549 code for a protein of 165 amino acids.
UUAUCUCCACUGCAGUUCCUAAGGACAGACGUAAGCUACAGAUACAGCGACAUGAAUACCUACGUUUGUUUAGCCGCUCUCUUGCUAGUCAGCGUCAACGCUGCAGGGAAGUACGGUGCAGGAAAUGGAGGCAUGGGAGGAGGAAGUGGAGGAUUUGGAGUAAGUGGAGGAAGCGGAGGAAGCGGAGGAUUCGGUGGUAGUGGUGGAUUCGGAGGAAGUGGAGGAUUCGGAGGAAGUAGUGGAUUCGGCGGAAGCGGGGGUUUCGGUGGAAGUGCUGGAUCCGGAGGCAAAGGCAGAUUUGGUGGUGUGAGUGGAGGCAGUAGUGGAGGAUUCGGAGGAAGUGGUGGAUUCGGAGGUGGUUCUGCCGGUAAAGGUGGGAGCUUUGGAGGAAGCGGUGGAUUUGGAGGAAUGAGCGGCGGUGGAUUUGGCGGUAGCGGAGGAUUCGGGGGUAUGAGUGGAGGAGGGUUAGGAGGAAAAGGUGGAUUCGGAGGAAUGAACGGUGGCGGAAGUGGUGGAUUUGGAGGAAGCGGAGGCUUUGGAGGAAAGUAGUGGAUUUGGAGGAAAAGGUGGAUUCGGAGGAAUGAGCGGUGGCGGAAGUGGUGGAUUUGGAAGCAGCGGAGGCUUUGGAGGAAGUGGUGGAUUCGGAGGAAGCGGAGGAAGUGGAGGAUUUGGAGGAAUGGGUAGUGGAGGAAGUGGUGGAUUUGGAGGAGUGAGCGGCAGUGGAUCUGGAGGUAGCGGCGGUUUUGGUGGAAGUGGAGGAGCCAAAUACUAAGAAGAGAAGAAACAACAAGAAAAUUGAUGAUGCAUUUUUAAUUAUAAAACUAGCCAAAUAAAUUCACAUAAAAAUUCAAA